Messenger RNA from Rubroshorea leprosula, 1364 nucleotides. The record is from the annotation of a GenBank genome assembly. Lineage: Eukaryota; Viridiplantae; Streptophyta; Magnoliopsida; Malvales; Dipterocarpaceae.
GAUGCCUUUUUUGACUUGAAGAAGAGAUACUUUGAGUUUGCAACUUUGCUCUAAUGUACAUUGGAUAGUAACGUCCUGAUUUUUUAUCAGUAGAUAGUAAUGCUCUGAUACUUGGUUUUAUAACUGAUUUUUUCAACUAGGGAACUUUAACCCCUGCCACAAACAAAACAAAGUUGGGCAGAACUACAGAAGAUGCUGUUAAGAAGUUUGGGAAGCCAAAACCAUCUCCCCAAAUAGGAAAUUCCAGUCAGGUUGUGAAAGGUCUCCCUUCAAGGGAAGGAAUUACUCAAACUCUAGCUAGCAAUAUCAACAGACAAACAACUGGAGCACGUUCUACUCUGCAUGCUUCAUCAGCACAUGGUAAGCUGGUUUCAUCUACCUCUAGUGUUGGAGAUGUUAAAGGCAAGACAGCUUCAAAUUCUCAUUGCUCACGAGACAACUUAAAGACGAGGUUGCCAGUUGUUUCCAGAUCUACUAAGUUUCAGGGUAUUUCAAAGGAGGUUACAGUUACUGGCAGUUUGAAAAACAUGACUCUUAACAUCAGGUCUGGUUUUAUUCUUGAGCACCUCCCUCUCUAUCCAACACACACAUGCACAAUGUGGUGGACACAGAAGUGAUUAACUUUUAUAUUUUUGAGUUGCCAGGAAGAGUCUGUAAUGGUAAUGCUCCAGAGAUACAAAACAUUUCCACCACCUUAUAAAUAGCUAAUGUAUUUUUUAUGCUUAUAUUGAAUAGAAUCUGAUUUUUCAGCAGGUUGAAAAUUACCAGGUCUAAAGACCUUCCUGACCAAGGUAAAUGUAAAUCAAAUCAGAGCAUUGGAGUUUUGGGGCACAACAAUCUUGACAAAGAAGGGAAAGGGCAGAAGGGAAAGGACAACAAUGAUGCCAGAAUUAAAAGAGAACCAAAAAUUCUGACAAGGAGUCACAAAGCACCAAUUCCAAAGAUGGAUCACAAGAUUUCACCAUGGCAGUCCACAGACCUAAAGCAUGCUCAAAGGAAACAGAGGGAGAGGAAGCCAGUCUGGAGAUGAAAGCAAAACAGAUGAUAAAGAUGGAAUCUAUCUUCAGCAAAUAUGCUGAAACGGUCAAAGAGCAGCCAUGCAGAAUGCUCACGGACAUCGGAAAGUUGGCAUUUGGCGGCCAUUCCAACAGGUGCACAACAUAGGAUCCAACAUCCAAGAGUUUAAGCGGUUGAAACACAGAUUAUGCUCUCUUUGAAUUGUGAAUACUGAGAACCAGUGUAAACAAGACAUCACUAUGUUACAGAAACUAGUUUAGGAAUGCAAAAUUAUGUUCAUUUUCAAUCCCUUUACAAGACCAAUUCGUCAAGCAAAUUCUGGGUUAAAAUAAACAGGGAACCUGUUU